Molecule: messenger RNA, 1319 nt
Organism: Frieseomelitta varia
Lineage: Eukaryota; Metazoa; Arthropoda; Insecta; Hymenoptera; Apidae
Gene: Fkbp39
Product: 46 kDa FK506-binding nuclear protein-like
Exons: 4
Coding region: 199-1239 (346 amino acids)
Cellular component (GO): nucleolus; chromatin
Molecular function (GO): peptidyl-prolyl cis-trans isomerase activity; macrolide binding
Source: RefSeq, a predicted model, not a curated record
AUCUAUGAAAAAUUAGUUCAUGACGGAAAUUGAGUUUUAGAUAAUGGCGCUGUAUGAAAUUUUAUAGGUGUUCAUUUGCGAGUUGGCGCGAGGUCACGAGGGAUAUCUGAUAUAUAUAGUUAGUUGUAAAAAAAAUAAAGGUUUAAUUAUUAAUAUUUCAUUUUACUGGAAUAAAAAUUAUACGAUUACACAAACAAAAUGUUUUGGGGUUUAAUACUGGAACCAAAUAGACGAUAUACACAAACUGUUGAAAAAUCAUUUCAUGUGUCAAUGGCUAGUUUAAAUCUUCAAAAAGCCGAUGACAGUGUGGUACAAGUAAUGUUAUACUACGAAGAUAGUUGUUAUUUGUUAUGCAAUUUAAAAAAAAGCACAACAUGGCAGGUACCACUUGAUUUGAAUUUUCAUGAGGGAACCACAAUAGCAUUUAUAUGUCAUGGUCAUGGUCAAGUACAUUUAACUGGUUAUUUAAUACCUGAUGACGAUUUAGAUGAAUUAGAAGAAGAAGAAGAUGAACAGGUACCACAAUUAGUUGAAAAACAAUCGAAAAGGAAAGCUAUAGAUUCUUUAAAAAGUGAAAAGAAUAUUAAACGCUCUAAACAAGAAAUUGAAGCAGAAUCUUCUGAUGAGGAUAUAGACCUAGAUGGUAUAACUGAAGAGCAUGAUUCUGAUGAAUCUGAGGAAGGAGAUGAGGAAUUACUAUUUAAUGAAGAAGGUACAGAAGAAUAUGAAGAAGGUGAAGAAGAAGAGGAAGAUGAUGAAGAAGAAAAAAUAAAGUUUCAACAGAAAGAUAAAAAAAAUAAACAGCAAGAGAAAAAAAGAGUAGUUAAUGGAAAAGAAGCUAAACAAAAAAGAGAUAAAGGGAAACAGCAACAAAAUGAAAUGAAUAUCCAAAGUGACCAAAAAACAAGACUAGUAGAAGGUGGGGUACAAAUCAAAGAAUUGAAAAUAGGUAAUGGCAGUGUUGCAAAAAAUGGAAAAUAUAUUUCUGUAUAUUACGUGGGACGCUUGAAAAAUGGAAAAAUAUUUGAUUCAUCAACGCAAGGAGAUGGUUUUAAAUUUAGACUCGGAAAAGGUGAAGUAGUUAAAGGUUGGGAUGUUGGUAUUGUAGGAAUGAAAGUAGGAGGAAAACGACGUAUUACAAUACCUCCAGCUAUGGCAUAUGGAGCAAAAGGCUCGCCACCUAUUAUUCCUGGUAAUAGCACACUGAUGUUUGAAAUAGAACUUAGGAAUGUACAUUAAAUCAUUGUGUCAAGAAUAUUUAAAUAAUGUUAAGCGAUGUAUAAUGUAUUUUAAACUAAUAAAUGUAAUAUCCUUUUUAA